Mytilinidion resinicola is the source of this 1257-nucleotide messenger RNA. RefSeq lists its product as uncharacterized. The transcript is spliced from 2 exons. Bases 1 to 1257 code for a protein of 418 amino acids. NCBI's taxonomy places the organism in Eukaryota, Fungi, Ascomycota, Dothideomycetes, Mytilinidiales, Mytilinidiaceae. The record is from RefSeq and is a predicted model, not a curated record.
AUGCCGCCGUUCCACAAGCACCGAGAAUUCGACCUGAAUGCACCGUCUGCCGCAUUCAAGGCCGAGUGGGCGAGCCCAACCAACUAUGCUUUCACGAUCCUCCUCCUUCUGGGUGGCGAUGUUGUUUCCAGAGCUCUCGCACAGCUAGCUGGAGGACGCAUUACGCCGGUGGCCUUCUCAUUCGGUUGGGUAUCUUAUGCCACCUCCGCCAUCAACUCCGCAAUUGGAGAGAACAAGUUGAUGCCCGGUGCCGACACGCCCUGUACCGUCAUCAACGCAGAGAACGGACAAUCACGUGGUAACGGCUCUUGGGUCCUUGGUCGAACAAUGCGCGAUUUCGAAUACUGGAUGGGCGACCCAGUAAGAGAGAAAGUCAAGGAACUCAAGAACAGCAAAUGGCAGUAUGACAAAGACCAAGCCGUAUCGAAAGGGCUGGAUCCUAGCAAGGUCGAAUUCCCGGCACAUGCUGGCCUGGUCGUCUCGGUCUGGAAGUUCGAUGCGGACAAGAAGGACCAGUUCCAAAAGCCAGGACGGGAUCUGUUGUUCUGGUCCGGCAUCGUCGUUGCUAUUAUCCAAUUGGGUGUUUCCCUGAUCCCUUUGGGUGUUUAUGGCAAUUGGGGCGUGUUCCUUGUGACAGCCUCCGCCAUACUCCUAUGCCUUCUGACUGGCUGCCAGCGGCAGUGGCGCCGGGAGAAAUGGGCGUGUCGGCAGAUCGAACCGGGAAAGAAGAGAACGUAUCUCAUGACGAGAGGAAAUGGCGCACAGCAUGCCAUCGUCGUCGAAUGUGAUGGAUGUGGCCUGAACCUAGAAGACCUGUGCACUGGCUUCGACAACCUCGAUUCUCCGGCCAUCUCAAAAACUACUCGAUUCGGCAUGAUUAUCUUGGGCGUGCUGUGGGUGAUCUUACUCAUUACAAGCUCAGCCCUUACAGACCAGUCUUGGUUUCUCAUCGCGGUUGGCGGCAUAGGGAUGCUGCAGAACAUGUUUGUCGCUGGCUGGAGCAGGAAACCCGAAGCCCUCGGUCUCCCGCUCAAGUUUACCACAGUGAUUGGGAGUCCGAAGGUAAUUACGGCAAUCAUCGAAGCCGAACGAGCUUUUCCUACAGUUGGCCGUGCUUUGGUGGGGACCUUCUUCCCAGGUGGCCUCUUUCCCAGGGAAGAGAAAGAGCUUGCCGCCAUAGAGGCUGAGGCUAAGGAGAAGAAACGACAGAUGAAGGAGGCAAAGAAUCUGAGCGAAGUCAAGAAUAGUAUGCUAUAA